AUGGACGCUGAAUAUCGAAGGAAUAAAGUUUUACUAUUGGGGAAGACCCGCGUGGCAGAAGCUAGCGACAGACGAAUCAACGAGUCACGGCGAGCCUAUCAGCUACGUUCCAAGUAUCCAGGAAUUUCCCAUCUUCUUCUUCUCCGCCUUUCAGCGACACUCGCUCGAGACGGCCGUCCAGAACCGUCCAGAUUCAGUGGACGAAUAGUGUUGGUGAGCAGCGUACUCGGUAGGGUUUCACUACCGGGAGCAGCGCCAUACGCCGUUUCUAAGUUUGCUGUUACUGCUUUUGGCGACGCUUUGCGACUAGAGCUAAAACCGUUUGGAGUAGAUGUCAUAAUCAUCGAACCAGGUUUUUUCCGUACAAACAUUGUUGAUUCGCAAAGACUUGGUGCAGCAGUAGAAGAAGUAUGGAAAAGAGGAACUAAACAAGUUCAAAAUGAGUAUGGCGUAGAAUUUUUUAAAUCUUAUAAAUCGCAGUUGAUGAGAUGGCUACGAAGGUCUUCAAAACGAAUCGACUGGGUAGUUGAUGCGAUGUUUCAUGCAAUAUUGGCAAAGUACCCUCGGCUACGGUACAUUGUCGGUUAUGAUGCCAUUUUCAAGUACAUUCCGUCAACGUUUAUGCCCACAGCUCUUCAAGAUGCUGCAAUACAACAUUUUGCAAACCUCGAGAGAGGAAAACUACCUUUUCCAAAUGCAGUUAAAGAUAAAUAG
Molecule: messenger RNA, 714 nt
Organism: Enterobius vermicularis (human pinworm)
Lineage: Eukaryota; Metazoa; Nematoda; Chromadorea; Rhabditida; Oxyuridae
Source: the annotation of a GenBank genome assembly